AUGCCAUGCUUUGACAGACCAUUUCGGCGUCAAAGUCCACGAUUUUCCUGCAGAGUCGACGGCGAGAGUAACGGCAUCGAGGAGAAACCGAGUGUGAUGCUCAUUAUGUUCCAGAUGAUGCGAAGCUUCCCAAAACGUUUUGACGCCUCCGAUCUCGACCCAGAGCAGUCCCACCAACAGAAAAGACGCCGGUCCACGAAGAAGUCAGAGGAGCUCAAGGUCAAGCGCCAGAACAGCAACACGACGCAUCCUGGGUUUGCCCCAUACGCAGAACUAAGGCGAAACGAAGUGGUGAAGCAAGACUUGGUCCACCUUGUGGUCCGAGAAGGCAUGAAGAAUGAAGAGCGGAUUGGUUUCCAUCGCAUGGUAGCCUCCAAAGGCGACGAAGUCGUGGACGUUGCAUCUUGCAAGCGACUUGUCGACCUGCCCAACGAUUCCGAACUACCGCUUCCCGUCGAGUUGAAAGAGGAUCCUGCACGCGAUGCCGAAGCGACUCUCUGCAGCCGCACAACAUAUAUCAUAACUGGGAUGAUGGUAUCGACUCGGUUGAAUGCUCAACCACAGCCUCCGAAGCAUGGCCAACAAGCAGCGGCCCAGCUUACAAAGGAGAACCGAGUCGACUUGCGAAACUUUGCCGUGAACCUGGCAGGAGAACAGCGCCCAGGAUCUGACGCGCCCCAGCACCCAACUAAUCCAGAGUCCAGCACUGCGUCACGAAAUAUCCCCUGUAUGAUAACGGAAUAUCUCCCAGAAACAGGGGACUUGCAGGAGAUUUGCGGAGCUGUCGGCAUUCCGGACUGGGAGGAUCUCAGGAUGAACGAGCAUCAGCCUUUACGGAUUCUGGAGCCGUCACAGGUCAUUGAUGCCUUUGUAGUUCACCAGAAAGUCAACUCAGCUCCACACUGCGCCCUGCUGGCCAACGAGUGCGGCAGUGGUAUGGCAGGCAUUGAGAUGUCUGUGCGAAUUCGGCAGCAAGGUCUUGCAGACGAGUCAGUGAGGGCUCUCAGCCUGGCAGUAUCAUGGAAGCCCACACUUUGGCUAUGCCCGUUCAGCAUACUCUCGCAACUCUAUGCCGAGAUUUCCGAUUUCUGGGGUGGUCUAUUCAGAGUUUACUGCUUGCACUCGCAGUCACAUCCGGGUCGUGAUGAAACGGUGCUGAGAACAACAGAAGAACUUCAAGAGCUCCUCAAGCACUUGGCUGAAGAACAGAGUCCGGCUGUGGCUAGGGCCGUGAUUAUUUCCUCCUACGAUACGGCGGUUGCCAAACUUUGGCGGAAGGGUCUGGGCACUACCAAUGACGAGUUCUCAUAUCUUGUCCUUGACGGAGCCCAUUGCGUAAAGAACCCAAGGUUGGAAAGGCACAAAUUCAUUCGCACGAUCAAAAGUGAGAGCUUUGUUCUUAUUUGGACCACGCCGAUUGCCGACAUCACACGCGAUAUGGUCGGUUAUGCCAAGCUCAUCUGGGAUCCGCCGUAUCCCCUUGAGAAUGAUGAUUGGAUAUCUCCCGAAACCUGGUACGAUGACCGAUUUGGGACCGCUCUCCUUCAUGGCAAGUCGUUCGGUAACAUUGAAUCAUGCUGUAUUUUCUUGCACAGGCCGAAAGACACUUUGCCGGAAUCCACGUCAUUUGAACCUCGAAAUCAGUCAGAGCAAGAAUACCUUGAUGCAGUAAGGGCCGGGCGACUAAUCUUCCUGCUCAACCUGACUUCUUUUGCUGCUUUAGCGAGGAAAACAAAGUUCUCGGCACAGUUCUCGCUGCAGGCAACGCGCAAGGUCCUUCAGAUGGUCACGAUCCAGCGAGGGAUGAACAGCUCCAUCUCUCUACCGGAUGGCAUCACUACAUCGCUUGGACAACGGUUGUCAGGUUUGACGGUCUUCCAGGCGAUGUUGAGAGCUACACAGGAUGUGGAACGCACGAUAAUGGAGCUCACUGAAUCAUUCCUUGAUCGAAGUGCCGGCCCUGACGGAUUAAGGCGGCGAUCUCCAGAUGUUCGACGACGCCUAUCUCUGAUUUCCAUGGACGUAAACAACCAUAAGCUAACGUUCCUGAGUGAGCGCUUUAUGAACUCGAUUUGGAAAGAUAGUGCUGGUACGAUUGAGAGGUACACGAAAGGGAUGCGAACUCCAGUCCAAUGUGUCGGCUCAAAGAGAAAGGCUGAAAUGGCUGACGAAGAUGGCCCCUCCACUCCCACAGCAUCUGCGAGCGCAGGAACGUCCAGGGUUGACAGAGAUGACCAAACCGGUGGCGUAAAUUGGGGUUUUCUUCUGGCUCGGGAUAGCCCAUAG
Fusarium vanettenii 77-13-4 is the source of this 2286-nucleotide messenger RNA. RefSeq lists its product as uncharacterized. Gene Ontology annotation, molecular function: ATP-dependent chromatin remodeler activity; ATP binding. Bases 1 to 2286 code for a protein of 761 amino acids. The record is from RefSeq and is a predicted model, not a curated record. The transcript has 4 exons. NCBI's taxonomy places the organism in Eukaryota, Fungi, Ascomycota, Sordariomycetes, Hypocreales, Nectriaceae.